Messenger RNA from Syngnathoides biaculeatus (alligator pipefish), 2502 nucleotides. It is a transcript of the gene osgn1, whose product is annotated as oxidative stress induced growth inhibitor 1. The record is from RefSeq and is a predicted model, not a curated record. The coding region runs from base 44 to 1810 and encodes 588 amino acids. The transcript is spliced from 7 exons. Lineage: Eukaryota; Metazoa; Chordata; Actinopteri; Syngnathiformes; Syngnathidae.
UUGGCUGGGAGCGCGACCGCUCAUGGCGCUAUAUAAUGUGUGAAUGUGCAGCGGCGGGCGGCCACCUUCACGCCGAUCGUCCACGUCCAAGAAAGCCGACAGCGAGACGGGUGGAAGAGCGACCGCGCAGGCAAGGGGAGGCAACAGGACGGACACAGUCGCUGCUUCGGAGUGGAACAAGGAGAAAGACCUGCGUGACCGAGAAAUGAGUGAUAGCGACAGCAUGGAACUUCACAACAAGGAAACGGUCUCCGGAGAGAUUCUGCCUGUGGUGAUCAUCGGGAACGGCCCCUCGGGGAUCUGUCUGUCGUACCUGCUGUCGGGCCACACCCCCUACCUGUCGCCCGGGGCGUCGCACCCCAACCCGCUGCUGCACAGCAAGUUGGCCGAGCAACCCGGCCUGUCCCUGCUGGAGCAGGACCUGGAGUACCUGUGCGAGGGGCUGCAGGGGCGCUCGUCCAACCCGGUCGCCGUGCUCUUCGACUCGCUGCUGCUGCCCGACGGCGACUUCGGCGCGGACCAUACGUCCCCGCUGGAGUGGCGGUACGAGCCCGAGAGAGCCGUGCCGCACCUGGUGCUGGGCAAGGGCCCCCCCGGGGGAGCUUGGCACGCCAUGGAGGGCUCCAUGCUAACGCUAAGCCUCGCUAACUGGAUGGAACUACCUGCACUCAAAUUGAAGGAUUGGAUGAAAGACAAGAGAAGAAACGUACGCAACGACCGCGCCACGCCGGCCGAGAUCGCCUCCUACUACCAGCACUACGUGACCCAAAUGUCCCUGGGACACAACUUCGCCUGCGGGACCACCGUCACCUCGGUCACCUGGCGGCCCCCCGAUUGUCGCGAGUCCCGUGGAUUCUGGCGGGUCGAGGGGGUGCAGAGCGGAGGGGGCGAGGACCUUGCAGACGAUUCCCCCGUGGAGCAGGUGCCCUUUUCCCUGCUGGCCCGCAACGUGGUGUUAGCGACGGGUACCCACGACAUCCCGGCCCGCCUGGGCGUGGAGGGCGAGUCUCUGCCCUACGUGUGCCACUCCUUUUGGGAGCUGGAGGGCGCCAUCUCGCGCGGCGAGCUGGACGAGUCGUCGGACCCGGUGCUGGUGGUGGGUGCUGGGCUGACGGCCGCUGACGCCGUGCUGGCGGCCCGCCACCUCAACGCGCCCGUCUACCACGCCUUCCGCCGUGCCGUCGGCGACCCGGGGCUCAUCUUCAACCAGCUGCCCAAGAUGCUCUACCCAGAGUACCACAAGGUUCACCAGAUGAUGACGCAGCAGCAGCACCAGCCCUCGUCCCCUCUGGACUCGUCCUCCUCGCCUCCCUCCUUCUCCACCUCGUCCUCGUCCUACAGCGGCUACCUCAGCUUCCCCUGCCACCGCGUGGUCUCCUUCCGGCCGGAUCGCAAGUGCGUCCUCCAGUCGGACACGGGUCGGCGCACCGUGGUCCAAGUAUCAAAGGCGCUGGUCCUGAUUGGCGCCCACCCCAACCUGUCCUUCCUGCCCGAGCGGGGUCGCCCUCUGGGCGUCUACCCUGGCGAGCCAGUCACCUGCCGGAGGAACCCCAUCGACGCGGACCCCUUCACCAACCGGGUGUUGGGGGCCGAGGGGCCCGGCAUGUACGCCAUGGGCCCGCUGGUGGGGGAGAACUUUGUGCGCUUCCUGAAGGGCGGCGCCCUGGCCAUAGCCAGCGAUAUCGCCAAGGGACUGAGGGAAGGCGGCGGCGCCGGGCCGGGGUCUUCGGACGGCCCGGUGGACAAGUGGGCGGACCGACUGGCCGCCGUGCAGACCCUCGCCCGGGCGACGGAACGGCCUUUUUCAUAGUGCAAUUGCACAAGAUAAAACAAAACAAAAACUGCCUGUUUUUUGGGGGGGGGGGGGGGCAUGUCGUGUUUAUAGCAGUGGUUCUCAAACCUAACUUGGGUUUCUGCAAACUAAUUUGAAAAAUUCACUAAUAUUUUCUGUUUUUUAUGCUUGGGCCCAGCACAACUAAAAAGGGAAAUUAGGACAGAUUUUUAGUGAGCCCGCAAGAAGAAAUUAUUUUAAUUAUUAUUUUGUUAUUAUUAUUUAAUUGGACACACUAAAUUGCCCCGAGGCGUGAUUGUGAGUGUGGCUGUAUUUAUUAUUAUUAUUAUUAUUAUUAUUAUUAUUUAAUAAUAAUUAAAAAAAAAAGCAAUUCCUCCUACCGCCCUUAACUUUGGACCACUAAAAUGUUCUGAUAUUAUGUAAAAUCACAUUCCAGCGUAAUAUUUUUUUUGCUUGUUUGUUUUUUAUUUUCUUUAUUUUUUUUCAAGAGAAUUAAAGUGUCUUUUCUUGUGGUUAAAAUGGGUCGUAUUGAAAGAGUAAAAUUUGAAAUAGUCAAAAUGUGACUCAGGUCUUGGUCAACUUUAUGAUUAUGCAAUAUCUCGGGAAAAGACACCUUUAUUCUUAUAGUGUAACAAAUUUUGAACCUGAAAAGAAUGUUUUGUUGUUGUAAACAUGAUUUCCCCACUCCCUUAAGAAAUGUUUAAUUUUAA